Messenger RNA from Triplophysa rosa, 3378 nucleotides. It is a transcript of the gene fhdc3, whose product is annotated as FH2 domain containing 3. The record is from RefSeq and is a predicted model, not a curated record. The transcript has 12 exons. Lineage: Eukaryota; Metazoa; Chordata; Actinopteri; Cypriniformes; Nemacheilidae. Bases 516 to 3158 code for a protein of 880 amino acids.
AGACAAGAUUCAAAAGACAAAUUCUGAUGUUUUAUAUUUUACUGAAGCCGACAGGGGGCAUUGAACCGUAAUUUGUAAACGUUAUAGUAAAUUUAGCAUACACAGUCGACAAUAUAAAACUUACCUUGUGGAUCGAAGCUGCAGUUUCUGUCAGGACGAUUUAAAUUAGGCUACAGGCGCAAAACCAGUUGCUGAGUUGAUUCUGAAAUAAACACAUCAGUGGCUUUAAAAAACCUUAACAUAACACAAUAGCUGUAACCUGUUGGAUUAUUUUAAUUAUGUAUAGUGUUCUCUCCGAAGCAAGCGUACAGAGAGGCAGGUGGGAAGUACGCGUGUGAGGAGGCGUGGCUACUUUCACCAUUAAAGUGCUCGUGCUGGUAGGUGAUGGCGUUUGACAUGCAGAUCAUCUGAUGACUUUCUUCAAACAAUGGACGUCAGUUGAUCCAACAGUUGGUGCUUUGAAAUAAACCAGAUAAUUUUAUUUACUGGGCAUUGGACAUCAUUUGAGUCUGCCAAUGGAUGGAGCUCCAGUUGUAACCAUGGCAACUCUACCUCAUCAUCCUCGUGGAACCUCCAGCUGCUUUCAAAAUGAGACCUCACCCUUCAGAUGUACCACACAGCCCCCACCUCCUUUGGGCCCACCUGCCCCACCACCACCACAAUCGGCCUUGCCACCUCCACCUCCUCCUCCGUUGGCCCUACCACCACCACCUCCUCCUCCGUUGGCCCUACCACCACCACCUCCCCCGCCCCCUUCACAUAUGGGGGACCCCUUCACAAGGACUGUCCACCGGCGCUCCAAAAUGCGUAACUUCAAUUGGGAUGCCAUCCCCAGGCACAGCGUUGUAGGCAAGCGCAAUGUGUGGACGGCCCAACGCAACCUUGAGGACUUUGAGCUGGACACAAAGCGCAUGGAGGAGCUUUUCAGCCACAGUGAGCAGCACGGUGCAGUUCGGAAGGGUGGGACAGUGCGGAAAAGUGUGUGGGGGCUUUCGCAAAUGAUUACAGAGACUGAGAAUGUUUCAAUUAUCAACUCCAAGAAAAGUAUGAGUAUUGGAAUUUUGCUGAAACAGUUUAAAAGGUCAGCAAAGGAUAUUGUGGAUGCUGUAAGGCACGGCAAUCUGUGCUUUGCUUCAGGUAAACUAAGAGAGCUCAGCAAGCUUCUGCCUGAUGACUUGGAGUCAAAGAAACUGGUGUCGUUCAAUGGGGAUUUAUCUCAGUUAAAUGAGGCUGACUGGUUUAUGGUGAUGCUGGUUCAAGUGCCGGGGUACAAAGUGAGGUUAAAGAGCCUGCUGCUCCGAGAGGAGUUUUUUCCCUUCGUUGAAGAGAUCAAACACUCAAUUGCUGUCAUGACAACAGCAGCGAAUGAACUGCUUGCUUGUGAUGACUUGCAUUCGAUUAUCAGAUUGGUGCUGAAGGCCGGUAACUAUAUGAAUGCUGGUGGCUACGCAGGCAGUGCUAUCGGCUUCAGGAUGAUGUCAUUACUCAAACUGGUAGACACCAAAGCAAAUAAACCUGGCAUGAACCUUAUGCACUAUGUGUCUAUGCAAGCUCAACAGAUCGAUGAGGUUUUGCUGCAAUUCCCUGAACAGCUUCAGCACAUUGGGAUUGCUGCGAGAAUCCAAAAACAAGAGGUGGAGAUGGACUUUCAAAAGGAACUGGAGAAAAUUAGGCAAGCAAAAACCGAUGCCAGUAAACAGCCAGAUCUCCAACAUCAGAUGGAAGCAUUUCUUCGAAUGGCAGACAUGCGGCUUGCCGAUGUUGAAGCCUCCCUUCAGGAACUGGACACCAUCAGUAAAUCUGUAGCCGAGUAUUUCUGCGAAGACCCGUCCACAUUUAAACUAGAGGAGUGUUGCUCUAUCUUUCAUUCCUUCUGUGAGCGGUUUGAGAGAGCUACACAGGACAACCGCGAACGAGAGGCUGCAGAGACUCGCAAGCAACAGCAGAGAGAACGAGAAGUGCUGACCAGAACGGCCAAGCGUCGGUCCACCGCCACGUGCUCCGACCGAGAUGUGAAGGAUGACGCCUCUGCUCUAGAAUCCGUGCUGACAAGUUUCCUCAACCAGCGCGCUCCUCGCAGGAGGCCCGGCGGACUCUCGCCUGUCACGGACAGCCCUGUAAAAUUCAACAAAAACAACAUCCCUCAGGUUGAGGAGCGUGAGGGCAGCGGGGAUCUGGACAGCCCUACCAAGGCCAAAGAGGAGGAAACCAAUAUCUGUGACUCGGAAAGCUCACGGGUACGAGAACCAGAAGAAAGCUGCCAGAAAGAAGAGGUCGCAUCUUGUGCUGUUGAUGACAUUCAGCGUGCACGUGCUGCGUCGAAGAGAGGACACUGCAUUGAUGAUAACCUGAUUCCUGAAGGAAAUGAAUGCAAAAAAGAGAACAGAGAAGCUUUAGUGGCAUCCGAGGAUGAAGACGUGGUCAAAGAAGAGGUGAAGAAUAAUAGAGACGUGAAUAAAGGAGAACUGGAGGAAGAGAAAAGAGAAGAGGAAGAUAAAAUGCCUGAGCUCACCGGUAAGGUCAUACGCUUUCAAGAUUGCAUCGGAGGCCUGACUGAAACCUCAACACCCGGUCGUUCGCGAGCUCACAGCGUGUGCACGUCCACCCCUCGCCAGAGGGAGGUGGAUCUAGCUUUGCAGAAUGGGAUAGGAGGUCUGGGUUCACCGUGGACCAUACUUAGCCCCCGCAUCUCCCCUCAUAACACUCCACACCAUAACACUCCACACCGUAGCACUCCACGCCGUAGCACGCCUCAUCGCAGGCACUCUUUUAACCUUUCAAGGUUUGACAUUCUCGAUGAUGGCGUUUGGGCAUUACCUGACACACCUGUACGCAGCAAGCCCCCAUCUUUGGCUCACAUUGGCAAGAUUUGCUCAGAGGAUGGCGUUUCGUGUUCUCUGGCGAGUCAGAAUGCAGGUGUGGCAAGUGCGUCUUCACUACCAGACUGUCCUUCAAAGCGAAUCCCAGCGCAGGGGACGUUUGUGAGGUCUGUCUCGCUUACUGAUGAAAAAGAGCCAGCACUCAACCUCAAACUGGGACAGAUCUUUCAGAGACGUACAGGACAGGACCUUCCUCCAGAUAAAAGACCAGAACCCUCCGCGCUUGUAACUUUCUUUCGACGAUUCGGGGACAGACACAGGGCGGGAACAUUCAGUUAAAGGAAUGCCUUUCCAACUGUCUAGUUUUAACUGGGUUUUACCUCUACGGAUUUGGGGAUGACAUUUUAUUAUACCCGACACAAUUGAUGACGAAUGAAGACAAACGGGAAAUUGUAACAUUCGUGAUGUCUGUUGUGUUUAAAGGAACACGGUACAGAUGUCAUCGUCUUGAUAUUUUACCUGUUUUUAUUUGAAGACUUCAGCAUUGUUGUUACUAACA